Diaporthe batatas is the source of this 1716-nucleotide messenger RNA. RefSeq lists its product as uncharacterized. Bases 1 to 1716 code for a protein of 571 amino acids. Gene Ontology annotation, biological process: transmembrane transport; carbohydrate transport. Gene Ontology annotation, cellular component: membrane. Gene Ontology annotation, molecular function: carbohydrate:proton symporter activity. Lineage: Eukaryota; Fungi; Ascomycota; Sordariomycetes; Diaporthales; Diaporthaceae. The record is from RefSeq and is a predicted model, not a curated record. The transcript has 3 exons.
AUGCCUCUUUCUUCCUCAAAGAGCUUUGAGCGGCUUGCCGACGAACAGACUUACACGGGCCAUCAAGAACAGUCAGACAUACUGUCGCGGAUAAAAAUGUCCAAGGUUGGCGCCAGACCGCAGGCCGAGAUGGAGGUGGCUCGGCCCGAGGCCCCAAGGUUCGAAAGGGUGACAUGGUACAAGGAGCCUCAUCUGCGGAAGCUCUAUGCCAUGUCUCUGGUUCUCAUGAUAGCCUCCGCGACUACGGGAUACGAUGGGAUGCUAGUGAAUACCUCGCAGCAGAUCCAUCGCUGGGAAGAGUAUUUCGGCUUGGACAUCGACGACAACAAUAAGCUUGGUGUCUUGAUCAACAUGUUCAACAUCGGGUCCAUCGUCUCCUUCUUCAUCACGCCCUACGUCGCUGAUAAUUAUGGUCGGAAAAACGCCAUAAUUGCGGGUUGCAUCUUCAUGAUUGGUGGGGGCUGCCUCACAGCUUUUUGCGACGGCUGGGCGCUCUACAUCGCGGGACGGUUUCUGCUAGGCUUCGGCAACUCUUUAGCACAGAUGGCCUCGCCACUACUCCUGACCGAGAUAUGCCAUCCACAACACCGUGGCCCAGUCACUGCCAUUUAUAACUGUCUCUGGAACCUCGGCGCUCUCCUUGUGUCUUCUAUCGGAUGGGGAACAGCCUACAUUGAUAAUGACUGGUCUUGGCGGUCCAUAACGCUCAUACAAGUCGUGCCAUCUCUGAUACAGAUAACGUUCAUCUGGUGGCUACCAGAAUCGCCUCGGUAUCUGGUGAAUAAGGAUCGAAAUGAGGAAGCCCUGAUAGUGUUAUCAAAUUGUCAUUCCGGCGGAGACAUACACGAUGCCGUCGUGCAAUUCGAAUUCCAGGAAAUCAAGCAGACCAUCCAAAUGGACAGAGACGCUGACAAGGCAACGUCGUACCUGGACUUCUUUCGCACCAAGGGCAACAGGUGGAGACUUGCUAUCAUCAUCUCCCUGGGCAUCAUCUCUCAGUACUCGGGAAAUGCAUUGUUCUCGAAUUACAUGAAUACCAUCUACGAGGGUGCGGGGAUCACUAUGCAGAGCCAGAAGCUCGCCAUGUCCACCGGAAAGACAAUUCUCGAUUUGGUCGUCACCAUCGCGGCCGCCUUGAACGUGGAUCGUUUUGGCCGGAGGCCACUGUUCCUGAUUUCUACCAGCGGCAUGGUGGUCGCCUUCGCGGCAUGGACGGCGACAGGCGCGAUAUAUGAGAACUCGGACAUGACCAACAUCCAGAGUGGAUAUGCCCAGCUUGUCUUCAUCUGGCUCUUCGGCAUCUUUUACGACAUUGGCUUCUCUGGGUUGUUGGUUGCCUACGCGCUAGAAAUCCUCCCUUUCCAUUUGCGUGCCAAGGGCAUGAUGAUUAUGAACAUCACCGUGCAGGCUGUGCUGGCGAUGGGAAAUCAAACAAACAAGAUUGCCUGGGACAGCUUCCCCCGUCACUGGAUGUUCAUGCUCUUCUACACUUGCUGGGAUGUGGUUGAACUGGUUUUCGUCUACCUAUUCUACGUCGAAACAAAAGGACCCACGCUCGAGGAGAUCGCACGUAUAUUCGAUGGCGAUGAUGCGGUUGCGCACAUCGAUUUGAACGAGAUUGCAAAGGAGCUGCACGGUGAUCAUUACGAGGAGGCUCAUUUCGAGGCAUACCGGCAUAAAAAGGGCCCGUCUGCUCGAGAAAGAUACUAUUCAUAG